Molecule: messenger RNA, 1695 nt
Organism: Entamoeba histolytica HM-1:IMSS
Lineage: Eukaryota; Evosea; Mastigamoebida; Endamoebidae
Exons: 1
Coding region: 1-1695 (564 amino acids)
Source: RefSeq, a predicted model, not a curated record
AUGGAGAAAAUAAAGAAAAAACCACAAAGUGGAUCACUUGAUGAUUUAAUAAAGAAAAAGAAAGACAACAAAUCACAUGGAUUAUUUUCUCUUUUAUUUGGAACUCAUUCAAAACCAAGUUCACCAGUAAUGUAUCAUGUUAAAACAAAUGAAUAUCAUAGCCAACAAAGAAUAAUGAAAGUUAAAGGAGAAAGUUUACAUUACUCCAAAGAACAAACAACUACGGUAAUUAAAAAUGAAAAAGAAGUACAAAAUAUUGAAGAAACAACACAGUUAACAAAAGAACAUUUAAAAGAACGAUAUUAUGAUUAUUUAAUGUCUUUAAAUGAAGAAGAAAUUUAUCAAUUAAUAAGAUAUAUUCCUAUGAGAUUAACAGAAAAAGAAAGAGGAUAUUUAGAUGUAUUAGAAGCAGCAUUAGAUGUUAGUGAAUAUACAAAUAAUGUUGAUAUUGCUAAAUCUGAUUAUGAAUAUUAUGGAUAUUAUUGUGGAAAAAGAGACAUUAGUGUUAAUGAAAUAAAAAAAGAAGAAUUAAUAAUAAAAGAGCAUAAUGAAUUUAAAAGUACAUUACUUGGAAUAUUGGUUACCAAUAACUUAAAAGAGGGAUUAAAAAUAUUAAAAGAUAAAACAUUAGAAGAAGUAUUUAUGCAAGAUUGUUUUGAAGUUGGAAGAAGAUAUAAAGCAGCAAAUCCAUCUAUGAUGAGAGAAACAUAUCAAAAAAUGAUGCAUAUUUUACAAGAUGCUAUAAAUUAUAAUCCUAAAUUUAUUGGUAAAGAAUUUGUAAAGAAUAAAAACUGGAAACCUAUUUAUACUGUUGAAAUGGGAAUGAAAGAAUGUAAUAUGAAAAUAGAAGAUAUUAUGAAAUGUAUUAAACUGAGAGAAGAAGGAUUAACUUUAGAAGAAAUUGAAAAACAAUAUGGAGAACAUGGUCUUCGUAUUGUAUAUUCAAUUAGAGAUGGAAUUGAAGCAUCAGCAAAAACAUGUGGAGUUGUAUUUGGUAUGUUAAAACAAUUAGAACGAUUUAGAGAUAAAGAGAAUACUACUCUUUCAUUAGAAAUUCAAUUUGGAAAAGAUGGGUCAAGACUAACACAAAGUCAUUCUGAACAUUUUUUAUUUGUUCAACAAAGUCUAAGACUAUGGUGGAAUGUUAUGAGACAUAUGUCAUUGUUAUGGAUAAUGAAUGAUAAAGACUUUUUAAGUGGAAGAAGUUAUAGUUUAGUUAAUACUGGACAAGGUUUACAAAGAUUACAACAAUGUCCAAAUGUUUCUUCUGCUAUUCAUCAAAUUCUUAGUCAAACACAAAGUACUAUGUGUGAAGGAAAAGAGUGGAGAGGGUUAAGUGUAGUUCAUUUAGGAGAUAGAGAUGUACCAAAUUGUUUAUUUUUUAUUGACAAAUAUUCACAAGUACCAUGGAUUCUUUCACCAGUUCUUCGUACAACAAGACGUAUGUUUAGUCAUAAAGAAUUAAAACGAGUACCAACGUAUUUUGAAACUUAUAGUUCAAGAAAUUGGGGACGAUGUAUUCUUCAACACUUCUUUCAACAUGCAUUUGAUGGAAGUGGGUCAGAUGGAGGAAGUUGUAUUGAUGGAAGGUUAACUUCAGCAUGGAAUUGGUGUUCAAUGAUUGAAAAAUAUUCAUAUUAUCCUUUAUUUUUAUUAUGUGAUUUUGAAGGAUUUGAAGGUCCAUAUAAGAAAUAA